AUGGCUAAACUCUCCGGCCUACAGCGGGAGGUCUUGUCCCUCUAUCGCCAAUGUUUCCGCGAAAUCCGCAAGAAGCCGAUCGAGUCUAGAAAUAAUUUCAAAAACUAUGCCCGGGCGGAGUUCCAAAAACACCUCUCGGUGAGCAAGAAGGACUUUGGCACUAUCGAAUAUCUCCUGCGCAAGGGACAGCGCCAAUUAGAGAUGUAUGCUUCCCCAGGAACACGGAACAUCCGAUGA
Molecule: messenger RNA, 237 nt
Organism: Penicillium pulvis
Lineage: Eukaryota; Fungi; Ascomycota; Eurotiomycetes; Eurotiales; Aspergillaceae
Product: succinate dehydrogenase assembly factor 1
Exons: 3
Coding region: 1-237 (78 amino acids)
Biological process (GO): mitochondrial respiratory chain complex II assembly
Cellular component (GO): mitochondrion
Source: RefSeq, a predicted model, not a curated record